Messenger RNA from Chenopodium quinoa (quinoa), 1430 nucleotides. RefSeq names its product alpha-1,4-glucan-protein synthase [UDP-forming] 1-like. Gene Ontology annotation, biological process: UDP-L-arabinose metabolic process; plant-type cell wall biogenesis. Bases 80 to 1147 code for a protein of 355 amino acids. Gene Ontology annotation, molecular function: UDP-arabinopyranose mutase activity. NCBI's taxonomy places the organism in Eukaryota, Viridiplantae, Streptophyta, Magnoliopsida, Caryophyllales, Amaranthaceae. The transcript is spliced from 4 exons. The record is from RefSeq and is a predicted model, not a curated record. Gene Ontology annotation, cellular component: Golgi apparatus; cytosol.
AAAUUAUAUCAUUCCUAAUCAUCCCAAACUCAUUCUUUCUCACUCUAACUUUCUCUCUCCUCCCCUGUCUUUCCCAACAAUGUCGACCCCUGCAACUCCUCUGCUCAAAGAUGAGCUCGACAUUGUUAUUCCGACAAUCAGAAACCUCGAUUUCCUCGAAAUGUGGAGACCAUUUUUCCAACCAUAUCAUCUAAUCAUCGUACAAGAUGGUGAUCCGACAAAGAAGAUUCAUGUUCCUGAUGGUUUUGAUUAUGAACUCUAUAACAGAGAUGAUAUUAACAGGAUUUUAGGUCCUAAAGCUAAUUGUAUCUCUUUUAAGGAUUCUGCUUGUCGUUGUUUUGGCUACAUGGUUUCUAAGAAGAAGUACAUCUACACCAUUGAUGAUGAUUGCUUUGUUGCCAAGGACCCAUCCGGCAAUGAUAUCAAUGCUCUCGAGCAGCACAUUAGGAACCUUCUGUGCCCAUCAACACCUUACUUCUUCAACACUUUGUAUGACCCAUUCCGUGAUGGUGCUGACUUUGUCCGUGGAUACCCCUUCAGCCUGCGCGAGGGUGUUCCUACUGCUGUUUCCCAUGGUCUCUGGCUCAACAUCCCUGACUAUGAUGCACCCACCCAACUCGUUAAGCCCCUUGAGAGGAACAAAAGGUAUGUGGACACAGUUUUGACCAUCCCAAAGGGCACAUUGUUCCCCAUGUGUGGUAUGAACUUGGCUUUUGACCGUGAGCUCAUUGGCCCUGCCAUGUACUUUGGACUCAUGGGUGAUGGUCAGCCUAUUGGACGUUACGAUGAUAUGUGGGCUGGAUGGUGCACAAAGGUCAUCUGUGAUCACUUGGGAUUGGGAGUGAAGACUGGUCUUCCCUACAUCUACCACAGCAAGGCUAGCAACCCAUUUACCAACUUGAGGAAGGAGUACAAGGGCAUUUUCUGGCAAGAAGAGAUCAUCCCCUUCUUCCAAUCUGCCGUGAUUCCAAAGGAAUGCACCACUGUUCAGCAAUGCUACAAAGAGCUUGCUACUCAGGUCAAGGAUAAGCUAGCCAAGAUAGACCCCUACUUUGAGAAGCUUUCUGAUGCUAUGGUCACCUGGAUCGAUGCAUGGGACGAGCUCAACCCAGCUGAGACCAAGUUGCCUAACGUUGAUGCCAAGUAGAUCAACCAACAACUAUUCAGAUUAUACAUCAUUCUCCUAUUUUCCAAAACUCUAUUUUUAAGCAUCUGUUUUUUGAUUUGAGGUCGGAGUUAGGGGUAAUUUAUAUAGGUUAGCAGAGCAACUCUUAUAUUCCGCAUUUACUUUCAGCAAUUUUUUCUUUUGGCCUGUUAUGGUCAGCAGGCUCAUGCUGCUAUUCAGGACCGGUAAUAUAGAGGUAUUACAUUGGCUAUCUGCAGGCCAUGAGCUUUUAGAUCAAUAAAAAUUUUCACUUCCUUUUACUUCA